Messenger RNA from Lycium barbarum (goji berry), 468 nucleotides. RefSeq lists its product as uncharacterized. NCBI's taxonomy places the organism in Eukaryota, Viridiplantae, Streptophyta, Magnoliopsida, Solanales, Solanaceae. Gene Ontology annotation, cellular component: cytoplasm; nucleus. Bases 1 to 468 code for a protein of 155 amino acids. The transcript has a single exon. The record is from RefSeq and is a predicted model, not a curated record. Gene Ontology annotation, molecular function: nucleic acid binding; 3'-5' exonuclease activity.
AUGGCUGAGGUUUACAAAGUCUCUUUUUACAGUGAAGAAAUCGAAGUUACCGUCACCAAAGACUCCUCAGUCGUCAAGAGUUGGAUUCUGCAAACAUUGCAGACUCAUCGUCGUAGGCUCCGCAAGCUCAUCGUGGGUAUCGAUAUCGAGUGGCUCCCUUGUUUCAACCCGGAGGAAAGUCACCCUGUCGCUCUCCUCCAGCUUUGUGUAGGUCCUUGCUGCCUCCUGUUCCAACUCCUCCACAAAGACGCCGUUCCCGGAUUCCUCGUAGACUUUCUGGGGAACCCGAAUUUCAAAUUCGUGGGGGUCGGGGUUACUGAGGAUGCUAAGAAAUUGCUCUGCGAUCACAGGCUGUUCGUGGCGAAUACUGAACCGAUUGGCGUUAUAUGGGAAGAUGGGAUUGAAGAGAAUGGCGAAAGAGGUACUUUGGAAAGUAAUGGAGAAGCCAUUGAAUGUAACAUUGAGUAA